Messenger RNA from Pipistrellus nathusii (Nathusius's pipistrelle), 1752 nucleotides. The record is from the annotation of a GenBank genome assembly. Lineage: Eukaryota; Metazoa; Chordata; Mammalia; Chiroptera; Vespertilionidae.
AUGUCCUGCCACUCCUACCAAGUCAACUCUGGUCGCCGUGUGGGCAACUUCAGCUCUUGUUCAGCAAUGGCCCCGCAGAACCUGAACAGGUUCCGAGCCAGCUCCUUCUCCUGCAGGAGUGGGUCCAGCUUCCGAGGCCUUGGCAGUUUUGGUAGUCGGAGCGUCAUCAACUAUGGAUCAUGCUCACCCCGGAGAGCAGCUAUAGGCUCUCGUCCCAGCCCCUGUGGAGUUGGCUUUGGUGUUGGUGGUGGGUGUGGUGCUGGUCUAGGGUUUGGAGCCAGCUGUGGCCUUGGCUAUGGCUUUGGUGGCUUUGGCUACAGAGUUGGAGGAAUUGGAAUCCCGGCAGCCCCAUCUAUCACAGCGGUGACUGUUAACCAGAGCCUGUUGACCCCUCUCAACCUGGAGAUUGACCCCAAUGCUCAGAGGGUGAAGCGAGAUGAGAAGGAGCAAAUCAAGACCCUCAACAACAAAUUUGCUUCCUUCAUCGACAAGGUGCGGUUCUUGGAACAGCAGAAUAAACUUCUAGAGACCAAGUGGAACUUCCUCCAAGAGCAGAAGUGUACCAGGAGCAACCUGGAGCCCCUUUUUGAGUGCUACAUCACCAACCUACAGAGGCAGCUGGAUGCAGCCAGCAGUGACCGGGCCCGUCUGGAGGCUGAGAGGAACAACAUGCAAGAUGUCCUUGAAGGUUUCAAGAAGAAGUACGAAGAAGAGGUAGAACUCCGAGCCAACAUUGAGAACGAGUUUGUGACUCUGAAGAAGGAUGUGGAUUCCAAUUUCUUAAAUAAAUCUAAUCUAGAGGCCAAUGUGGAAACCUUAGCUCAGGAAAUUGACUUCCUGAAAACCCUCUACAUGGAGGAAAUCCAGCUGCUGCAAUCACACAUCUCAGAGACCUCAGUCAUCGUGAAGAUGGACAACAGCCGGGACCUGGACUUGGAUGGAAUCAUCAGUGAAAUCAAGGCCCAAUAUGAAGAGGUUGCCAGGCGCAGUCGGGCUGAUGCUGAGGCCUGGUACCAGACCAAGUAUGAGGAGAUGCGGGUGACAGCUGGCCAACACUGUGACAACCUGCGCAACACACGGGAUGAGAUCAACGAGCUGACCCGCAGGAUCCAGAGGCUGAAGACAGAGAUUGAGCACGCCAAGGCUCAGCGGGCCAAGCUGGAGGCCGCAGUGGCUGAGGCGGAACAGCGGGGUGAGGCAGCUCUCAAGGAUGCCAAAUGCAAGCUGGCAGAUCUAGAGGGCGCCCUGCAGCAAGCCAAGCAGGACAUGGCCAGGCAGCUGCGUGAGUACCAGGAGCUGAUGAACGCCAAGCUGGGCCUGGACAUUGAGAUCGCCACCUACAGGCGCCUGCUGGAGGGCGAGGAGAUCCGGAUCUGUGAAGGUGUUGGACCAGUAAACAUAUCCGUGAGCAGCUCCCGCGGUGGCCUGGUGUGUGGGCCUGAGCCCCUGGUCUCCAGCUCAACCCUCUCCCGCAGCAGAGUCACCUUCUCUGGCAGCAGCACCCGUUCUGGUGGCAUCUGUGGCUCCAGCCUGGGUGGGGCUCAGGUCAUCAUGGGCAGCGGGGACCUGCUCAGCACUGGCUCCCGGGGAGGCUCGAUGCUGAUGAGAGAGUCUUGCAACCCCUGUGCCCCCAGCAUCCCCUGCCCGCUGCCCACUGAGGGCGGCUUCAGCAGCUGCAGUGGGGGCCGCAGCAGCCGAGGUUCCAGUGUCCGCUUUGUGUCUACCACCACCUCCCGCCGGACCAAGUACUGA